Messenger RNA from Capsella rubella, 1287 nucleotides. RefSeq lists its product as uncharacterized. Lineage: Eukaryota; Viridiplantae; Streptophyta; Magnoliopsida; Brassicales; Brassicaceae. The coding region runs from base 20 to 1198 and encodes 392 amino acids. The transcript has 7 exons. The record is from RefSeq and is a predicted model, not a curated record.
GAAAAUAAGUUUUAGGACGAUGAUAUUAACCUUUUUAAGUUACAUUUUUUGUUUCGGCGAGAUGGCAAGCCUAUACAAUCAUUUUGUGGAUUCAAAAACAUCGCAAAGUGUUAACCAUUUUGAUAUCGAAAAGCAACUUAAUGUCAUCAACAAGCCUGCUGUUAAAAUCAUCAAAACUACACAUGGAGAUACAUAUGGAUGCGUGGAUUUAUACAAACAACCAGCGUUCGAGCAUAUGUCAGUGAAAAACAAGUUAUUCCUUUACAAUGUGCGUCGAAUAUCAUCCCUUAAAAAAUCAAGAGUAAAUCAUGAAAAUUUUGGUAUUUCUUGGGAUAAUGGUAUUGGGUGUCCUAUUGGUACCGUGCCUAUUAAGAGAGUCACCAAAGACGAACUUUUGGGAUUAAAUUUGUUUUCCACGAAAUAUAAGCCUCGUGGUUCAUGGAAUUCCACUAGUAGUCAUUACAAUGUUGAUAAUGAUCAACAACAUCAUUUUGCGGUGUCUCGUACAAAAGGAGGAAAAAAUAAAAAGUACAAUGGAGCGACGAUGAUAGUUUCUCUAAAUGAUCCUAAAGUUAAACUCCCACAAUAUAGUUCAGCUCGUAUGCAUAUUCAGAUUGGAGACGAUUUUAUACAAAUUGGUUGGAUUGUAAAUCCAAAGUUAUAUGGUGACACCAAACCUCGGACUUUUGUGUAUACAAAGGCAGGUAAUAACCAAUGUUAUAACAGCAUGUGUCAAAUUGGGAUCAUUUUAGUCCGAUCUGAUAUACCUUUUGGUGUCGCUCUCGAACCUGUUUGUGUUCGUGGUUCUAAUCCAAGUGCCUCUGUUACAAUUGCUGUAUACAAGGAUAAGAUAAAUGGUAAUUGGUGGCUCGAUUAUGGAGAAGUAACAUUGGGGUUUUGGCCAGCAAGUAGAUUUAAACAAAGCUAUGCAAACAAUGUUGAGUGGGGAGGAGAAGUAUAUAGUGCAUUUAUGUCUGGUGCUCAGAUGGGAAAUGGUUAUUUUCCAAAAAAGCAUCCACUUUUCGAUGCCAUUAUUUUCAAUAUAACUACAGUAGACGAGAAAUUUGAGAUUGAUAAGUUGGUAAACAACACUGAGACAUUUUCAGAUAACACUCGUGGUUAUAAAGUGAUUGAGGAUUUGUAUUCAGACUAUCCAGUUGGACACAUCAUAUAUUUUGGGGGUCCAGGUAAUAUCUAAAAAAAGAUAAAAUUUAUGUAAAAGAUAAAUGACUAUAAACAUCUUGUAACUAACCAUCUAAAAUAAAAUUUUCACCAUCCUUAUUUAUA